UUUCUGCCUGGGCCGCCGGCGUCGGGGGCUACGCCGGGGUACCGCGGUGGGUAAUCCGGGCGCGGGGCCGCGAGGCUGCCAGGGAUGGAAGAGGGCCGUGCAGAGAGGCGACGGAGGACGGAAGCGCCUUCGUGCACGCAGGGCGGCGCGCGGAGAGCGGGCAUCAUGACCGACGUCCACCGGCGGUUCCUCCAGCUGCUGAUGACUCAUGGGGUGCUGGAGGAGCGGGGCGUGAGACGCCUGCAGAAGCACUGCUAUCGGGUCCAUGGCCGAAGCCUGAUACAGGCCUUUCUCCUGCAGUGUUGUUUCAUUGGUUUCAUUGUCGUUUCUAAGGUCUUCACUGCCGCCCGCUGUCCCCGGGCCCAGCACGUGGGGCCUGGCAUGGGAGCGUUCGGCACUGCCGCCGUGGAGGAGCUGGAGGACUUCAUCAACAACAUUAACAGCGUCUUGGAGUCGUUGUAUAUUGAGAUUAAGAAAGGGGCCACCGAGGACGACGGGAGACCCGUUUACGCGCUGGUGAAUCUUGCAACGACUCCGGUUUCCAAAAUGGCCUCGGAUUUUGCAGAGAACGAGCUGGAUCUGUUUAGAAAGGCUUUGGAACUGAUUAUUGAUUCGGAGACUGGCUUUGCGUCCUCCACAAAUAUUUUGAACCUGGUCGAUCAACUUAAAGGCAAGAAGAUGAGGAAGAAGGAAGCAGAGCAGGUGCUGCAGAAGUUUGUACAAAACAAAUGGCUGAUCGAGAAAGAAGGGGAGUUCACGCUGCACAGCCGGGCCAUCCUCGAGAUGGAGCAGUACAUCCGGGAGACGUACCCCGACGCCGUGAAGACCUGCAACAUCUGCCACGGCCUCCUCAUCCAGGGGCAAAGCUGCGAGACCUGCGGCAUCAGGAUGCACCUGCCGUGCGUCGCCAAGUAUUUCCAGUCCGCCCCGGAGCCGCGCUGCCCCCACUGUAACGACUACUGGCCCCACGAGAUACCAGAAGUCUUCAACCCCGACAAGGAGCGGGAGGCCGGGACCUCCAAGGCGAACAAAAAGCCCUCGCGGUCCAGGCAGCACUAGCUGGCAGGCCCUGUUCGGAAGAGAAGCGUCAGCGUCUCCCGUCGCACCGAGUCCCCUGGCUGCUUCGUGUUCGCUCGUUAGCAGGUCUGGAAUAAAAGUUGCUAAGGA
Messenger RNA from Lynx canadensis (Canada lynx), 1167 nucleotides. It is a transcript of the gene NSMCE1, whose product is annotated as NSE1 homolog, SMC5-SMC6 complex component. The record is from RefSeq and is a predicted model, not a curated record. Gene Ontology annotation, molecular function: ubiquitin-protein transferase activity. The transcript has 11 exons. Gene Ontology annotation, biological process: double-strand break repair via homologous recombination; DNA damage tolerance. Bases 85 to 1059 code for a protein of 324 amino acids. NCBI's taxonomy places the organism in Eukaryota, Metazoa, Chordata, Mammalia, Carnivora, Felidae. Gene Ontology annotation, cellular component: Smc5-Smc6 complex; nucleus.